AAGAAGAAGAAGAAUAUAUUCAGACGCCAUUGAGAUCAACGUAUUUUGUACAGAGCGGAGGAAAACUCGCUUGUAGCUCGUUUUCUACAUCACUACGAAAGAAAAAAGGCUUCAUUUGUGUAGUAAAGACGUUUUGCUCGUGAGUUAUUGAUCCAGAAAAGUCGAUUAUGUGUAUAUCUUGCCAACUUUACCAACUACACUAGUGUGUUUUCCUCCCAAGUUCAUCGUUAAUAGCCGCGGCGUGUACAUGGAUCAUUCAUUGUGUGUUUUAUUCAUGUCUGUUAGUUACAUUUAUUUGCACGUGUUCUGAAAUGUAUUUCCACAUGUUAUGUGUAUAAAGGCACUCCUCGUGUAACUGCGACGAGCUCAACCCAUCGUCUCCGACUAUUCUCCUUUAUACUUUCAGGAAUGAUGUGAAACUAAUUACUUUCGCGAAUUUUUCAACUUGAAACACGAAUUACUCAAGCUUUCACAAACUUUGACUGCAGUUAUGAACAGCUUGAGACAAAUUGCGAUUCAGUUUUAGUUUCGUUUUGGUUGCCUUCUGUGCUCCUCUGGAAACCCGGAUGGAGCAGAGUCAGAGUCUGUGAAUGUGAUGACAUCUGAAGACCAAAAACCUUCAGCCUGGAUUACCUGAGGUGUGAAUGUUGAAAGGCCUGCAGCAUGGCGUGUGCACAGCAAUCUGCUAAAGAGUACCUCAGAAACACCAGGAAAAAACUGGUGACUGGCUUGAAAAACCUUCCUCUGAUCGUUGAGAAUCUUUAUCAGAAGAAGGUGUUCAGUGUAUAUGAGGUCGAUGCUCUCAAAGCCGAGAGCGCAGAGUUUGAUAAAGCCAGAUGUAUAUUGGAUUGGGUCAUUAACAAAGGUGAUGAGGCCAGUUAUGAAUUUCUCCAGAUUCUGGAUGUCACUAAGAAGAGGACAUUAGAUCCUGGUUUACACCCCUGGAUCAGCUGUUCUCCCUUCAGAGAUGACGAUGCAGAGCCCAGCUAUUCAUUUGGUACAAAGCCCUGUCAAAUCUACCAGACACGGCUCAAGAUGAAAGCAAGAAGUAUCCUGAAGAACCAAAGGAAAUGUUUCUGUAAAUAUCUGGAAGACGAGGUACAAGGAAACUUCAGUUUCAUACCUCUUGUUUUAAAGACUGACUCUGUCAUUAAAACGCUAUGCAAAAUAAAAUUGAAAAGCAAAAAAUGCAAAAAGCUACGGCCCAAGAAGCUGAGAGCUUACAUUCCUAACGAGGGACAAACACUGUCACCUGAGGGUCUCCUGAGAUGGCAGGACAAGAACAUCCUCAUCAUAGGAAAACCUGGAGUAGGAAAGACUACAGUUGUCCAGGAAAUGCUGCGUCUUUGGGCAGAGAAGGAUGGCAGACAGAUAGACUACAUGUUUUACUUUGAUGAAAGUGUUUUGGCCCACAAUAGUGUCGCCAGCUUGGAAGCUCUUUUGUUUGAUGUCUAUUCAAAACCAUUGGAUGAAGACAGAAAAGAAGUGUUUCAAGAUCUUGAGGAAAACUCUGAGAAUGUUGUCAUUGUGUUUGAUGGUGUGACGGAUUUGAAAGAAGGUUCAGUCUUAUGGAAGAUUAUGGACCACGAUCUCCUGCCGGAUGCCAAGAUUGUGAUCACAUGCAGAUCAGAGGAGGAAGAUGAUCCACUUUUAUCUGACUGGCCGACACGGACUGUGUAUGUCCAAGGAUUCAGUGAAGAGUCUAUUAAAACUUACUAUCAGAGGAUGUUGGGUCAUGAUCCUGUUCUUCUAGAAGUUAUUUUGAAGAAUCAGGAGCUGUUCAGUCUUAGCCACGUGCCGAUGUAUGCAUCUAUGGUUACCGCCUUCAUUUCAUUUAAAAAUUACACAAAAAACAAGCAUCCACACACAGUCACAGAGAUGUACAUCCACAUUUUCCGUCUUGCUGUGAAAAAACAUGGGAAUAAACAAAAUAAGCAAAUAGAUAACUAUCUAAAAGAGAAGAAAGAUCAGAUUCUUCAAUUGAUGGAAAACACAUUCAAUGCAACUAAGCAGAAGUGCCUGAACCUUUCAGAUAUUAACAGUGAUGAGACAGACAUUUGUCAUGCUUUUCUGAAAAUGAUCACAACAACAGACUCGCCAACAUCUGCAGCGACAUACUGUGCGUUUCUCCACAACACGAUGCAGGAAUUCUUCUCAGCUUUGUGGCUUCUUGGACAUCCAGAUGAAAUUGAGGACGUGCUACAGCUCUGUCAGACUGAGGAGCAUAAACACAUGAGACAUGUUCUUCCUUUCUUAUGUGGACUUCUGAGUGAACGCAACACCAGACUCAUCAAGUGUCUCUUCCCAGAGGAUCAGAUAAAGAAAACAUCUGACUGGUUCAGUGAGAAGCUUUUGGACGUGUUUCUUCAACCUCAGAGCGAGAGUGAAGAGUUUGAUCUUCUCUAUGUGUGUCAGUGCUUGUAUGAGCUCCAGUCUCCUAAAGCCUGUUUAAUGUUCCUGGAGAAGAUGAACCAUCAGCUUGAUCUAGAAGUGGAUCUUGAUCCUCAUCAGUGUUGUGCUUUGUCUUACGUGAUCGGUCAAUCCAGAGAUAAAGAGGUUUAUCUGAAUCUGGAGGACUGUAACGUGACUGAUGUAGGAAUGAACAUGAUGCUCAGCUGCUCUCCAAACAUCAGGUUAAAGACUUGUGAAGAUCCACUGAAACAAAUCACCUUCUUUGUAGAAUUCUUCCAUAAAUCAUCUCGGUGCGACUGCAAACUUAUUGACAUGAGAGAACGAUACGACCCAGAAAAAUGCAGUGCUCUGCUGGAUCUUUGCUCUCAUGUGAAGAACUAUGAGACUCAAACAGGCAGGAGUUAUCUUCCAGCAUUACAGUCAGUUUUCCAGUCACCUGAUGUCUGGAUCAUAGAUCUCUCAGAGAGAAAGAUCUCCGUCCUCCUGGAAGUGCUGAAGCUCCAGACAGAGAAGAAACCAGUAGAUCUGAGAAGAUGUUCAGAGGAAGAGAGAGAAGUGAUGAGUUUCCUUCAGUGUCUGCCCUACAUCUCACAGCUGAGAUUCUCUGAUCAGAGUGAAAGUGUUAUAAGCAGAUUUCUUCUGAGUCUCUUCAUUAAAGCAGCAGAGAUUGAGACACAGACAGGAGAGCAGAUACUGAAAGUGUUAAUGUCAGUCUGCACCAGCUCUUCUGAUUAUGGAUGGAUUCACAUAAUUUAUGGCAGUGAUUUCCUGCUGGAUCUUUGCUCUCAUGUGAAGAACUAUGAGACUCAAACAGGCAGGAGUUAUCUUCCAGCAUUACAGUCAGUUUUCCAGUCACGUGAUGUCUGGAUCAUAGAUCUCUCAGAGAGAAAGAGCUCCGUCCUCCUGGAAGUGCUGAAGCUCCAGACAGAGAAGAAACCAGUAGAGCUGAGAAGAUGUUCAGAGGAAGAAGUGAUGAGUUUCCUUCAGUGUCUGCCCUACAUCUCACAGCUGAGGUUCUGGAACAUUUCUAAUAAAGAAGAAAGGAUGUCUUCAGUCAGAUUGCUGCUGAAUCUCUGUGUUGCUGCAGAAGAAACUGACAAAGAUACAGGAACAAGAUUCUCGACUCUGCUGUCAUCUGUGUGCAGCUACAAAACCUUCCCUUUUGUUAAUAAUGAUCAUGAUCCGAGUGAUUUCCUGCUGGAUCUUUGCUCUCAUGUGAAGAACUAUGAGACUCAAACAGGCAGGAGUUAUCUUCCAGCAUUACAGUCAGUUUUCCAGUCACCUGAUGUCUGGAUCAUAGAUCUCUCAGAGAGAAAGAUCUCCGUCCUCCUGGAAGUGCUGAAGCUCCAGACAGAGAAGAAACCAGUAGAUCUGAGAAGAUGUUCAGAGGAAGAGAGAGAAGUGAUGAGUUUCCUUCAGUGUCUGCCCUACAUCUCACAGCUGAGAUUCUCUGAUCAGAGUGAAAGUGUUAUAAGCAGAUUUCUUCUGAGUCUCUUCAUUAAAGCAGCAGAGACUGAGACACAGACAGGAGAACAGAUACUGAAACUGUUAGCAUCAGUCUGCACCAGCUCUUCUGAUUAUGGAUGGACUCAUAUAAUUUAUGGCAGUGAUUUCCUGCUGGAUCUUUGCUCUCAUGUGAAGAACUAUGAGACUCAAACAGGCAGGAGUUAUCUUCCAGCAUUACAGUCAGUUUUCCAGUCACGUGAUGUCUGGAUCAUAGAUCUCUCAGAGAGAAAGAGCUCCGUCCUCCUGGAAGUGCUGAAGCUCCAGACAGAGAAGAAACCAGUAGAGCUGAGAAGAUGUUCAGAGGAAGAAGUGAUGAGUUUCCUUCAGUGUCUGCCCUACAUCUCACAGCUGAGAUUCUCUGAUCAGAGUAAAAGUGUUGUAAGCAGAUUUCUUCUGAGUCUCUUCAUUAAAGCAGCAGAGUUUGAGACACAGACAGGAGAACAGAUACUGAAACUGUUAACGUCAGUCUGCACCAGCUCUUCUGAUUAUGGAUGGACUCACAUAUUUGAUGAUAUUGAUUUCCUGCUGGAUCUUUGCUCUCAUGUGAAGAACUAUGAGACUCAAACAGGCAGGAGUUAUCUUCCAGCAUUACAGUCAGUUUUCCAGUCACCUGAUGUCUGGAUCAUAGAUCUCUCAGAGAGAAAGAUCUCCGUCCUCCUGGAAGUGCUGAAGCUCCAGACAGAGAAGAAACCAGUAAAGCUGAGAUGUUGUUCAGAGGAAGAGAGAGAAGUGAUGAGUUUCCUUCAGUGUCUGCCCUACAUCUCACAGCUGAGGUUCUGGUACACUGAUGAUGAUGAUGAAGAAAGGAUGUCUUCAGUCAGAUUGCUGCUGAAUCUCUGUGUUGCUGCAGAAGAAACUGACAAAGAUACAGGAACAAGAUUCUCGACUCUGCUGUCAUCUGUGUGCAGCUACAAAACCUUCCCUUUUGAUGAAGAGAUUGGUUAUUAUGCUGAUAAUCAGAGUGAUUUCCUGCUGGAUCUUUGCUCUCAUGUGAAGAACUAUGAGACUCAAACAGGCAGGAGUUAUCUUCCAGCAUUACAGUCAGUUUUCCAGUCACCUGAUGUCUGGAUCAUAGAUCUCUCAGAGAGAAAGAUCUCCGUCCUCCUGGAAGUGCUGAAGCUCCAGACAGAGAAGAAACCAGUAGAGCUGAGAAGAUGUUCAGAGGAAGAGAGAGAAGUGAUGAGUUUCCUUCAGUGUCUGCCCUACAUCUCACAGCUGAGGAUCUGGAACAUUUCUAAUAAAGAAACAAGGAAGUCUUCAGUCAGAUUGCUGCUGAAUCUCUGUGUUGCUGCAGAAGAAACUGACAAAUAUACAGGAACAAGAUUCUCGACUCUGCUGUCAUCUGUGUGCAGCUACAAAACCUUCCCUUUUGAUGAAGAGAUUGGUUAUUAUGCUGAUGAUCAGAGUGAUUUCCUGCUGGAUCUUUGCUCUCAUGUGAAGAACUAUGAGACUCAAACAGGCAGGAGUUAUUUUCCAGCAUUACAGUCAGUUUUCCAGUCACCUGAUGUCUGGAUCAUAGAUCUCUCAGAGAGAAAGAUCUCCGUCCUCCUGGAAGUGCUGAAGCUCCAGACAGAGAAGAAACCAGUAGAGCUGAGAAGAUGUUCAGAGGAAGAGAGAGAAGUGAUGAGUUUCCUUCAGUGUCUGCCCUACAUCUCACAGCUGAGGUUCUGGAACAUUUCUAAUAAAGAAACAAGGAAGUCUUCAGUCAGAUUGCUGCUGAAUCUCUGUGUUGCUGCAGAAGAAACUGACAAAGAUACAGGAACAAGAUUCUCAACUCUGCUGUCAUCUGUGUGCAGCUACAAAACCUUCCCUUUUGAUGAAGAGUUUGGUUAUUAUGCUGAUGAUCAGAGUGAUUUCCUGCUGGAUCUUUGCUCUCAUGUGAAGAACUAUGAGACUCAAACAGGCAGGAGUUAUUUUCCAGCAUUACAGUCAGUUUUCCAGUCACCUGAUGUCUGGAUCAUAGAUCUCUCAGAGAGAAAGAGCUCCGUCCUCCUGGAAGUGCUGAAGCUCCAGACAGAGAAGAAACCAGUAGAGCUGAGAAGAUGUUCAGAGGAAGAGAGAGAAGUGAAGAGUCUCCUUCAGUGUCUGCCCUACAUCUCACAGCUGAGGUUCUGGGACAUUGGUUCUAAUGAAGAAACAAGGAUGUCUUCAGUCAGAUUGCUGCUGAAUCUCUGUCUUGCUGCAGAAGAAACUGACAAAGAUACAGGAACAAGAUUCUUGACUCUGCUGUCAUCUGUGUGCAGCUACAAAACCUUCUUUUUUGAUGAUGAUGAUGAUGAUGAUGAUGAUCAGAGUGAUUUCCUGCUGGAUCUUUGCUCUCAUGUGAAGAACUAUGAGACUCAAACAGGCAGGAGUUAUCUUCCAGCAUUACAGUCAGUUUUCCAGUCACCUGAUGAAUGGAUCAUAGAUCUCUCAGAGAGAAAGAUCUCCGUCCUCCUGGAAGUGCUGAAGCUCCAGACAGAGAAGAAACCAGUAAAGCUGAGAAUAUAUUCAGAGGAAGAGAGAGAAGUGAUGAGUUUCCUUCAGUGUCUGCCCUACAUCUCACAGCUGAGGUUCUGGAACAUUUCUAAUAAAGAAGAAAGGAUGUCUUCAGUCAGAUUGCUGCUGAAUCUCUGUGUUGCUGCAGAAGAAACUGACAAAGAUACAGGAACAAGAUUCUCGACUCUGCUGUCAUCUGUGUGCAGCUACAAAACCUUCCCUUUUAAUUAUAAUCGUCAUAAUCAGAGUGAUUUCCUGCUGGAUCUUUACUCUCAUGUGAAGAACUAUGAGACUCAAACAGGCAGGAGUUAUCUUCCAGCAUUACAGUCAGUUUUCCAGUCACCUGAUGUCUGGAUCAUAGAUCUCUCAGAGAGAAAGAUCUCCGUCCUCCUGGAAGUGCUGAAGCUCCAGACAGAGAAGAAAACAGUAGAUCUGAGAAGAUGUUCAGAGGAAGAGAGAGAAGUGAUGAGUUUCCUUCAGUGUCUGCCCUACAUCUCACAGCUGAGGAUCUGGAACAUUUCUAAUAAAGAAACAAGGAUGUCUUCAGUCAGAUUGCUGCUGAAUCUCUGUGUUGCUGCAGAAGAAACUGACAAAGAUACAGGAACAAGAUUCUCGACUCUGCUGUCAUCUGUGUGCAGCUACAAAACCUUCCCUUUUGAUUAUAAUCCUCAUAAUCAGAGUGAUUUCCUGCUGGAUCUUUGCUCUCAUGUGAAGAACUAUGAGACUCAAACAGGCAGGAGUUAUCUUCCAGCAUUACAGUCAGUUUUCCAGUCACCUGAUGAAUGGAUCAUAGAUCUCUCAGAGAGAAAGAUCUCCGUCCUCCUGGAAGUGCUGAAGCUCCAGACAGAGAAGAAACCAGUAGAGCUGAGAAGAUGUUCAGAGGAAGAGAGAGAAGUGAUGAGUUUCCUUCAGUGUCUGCCCUACAUCUCACAGCUGAGGUUCUGGAACGUUUCUAAUAAAGAAACAAGGAUGUCUUCAGUCAGAUUGCUGCUGAAUCUCUGUGUUGCUGCAGAAGAAACUGACAAAGAUACAGGAACAAGAUUCUCGACUCUGCUGUCAUCUGUGUGCAGCUACAAGACCUUCCCUUUUAAUAAAGAUGGUCAUGUUCAGAUUGAUUUCCUGCUGGAUCUUUGCUCUCAUGUGAAGAACUAUGAGACUCAAACAGGCAGGCGUUAUCUUCCAGCAUUACAGUCAGUUUUCCAGUCACCUGAUGUCUGGAUCAUAGAUCUCUCAGAGAGAAAGAUCUCCGUCCUCCUGGAAGUGCUGAAGCUCCAGACAGAGAAGAAACCAGUAGAUCUGAGAAGAUGUUCAGAGGAAGAGAGAGAAGUGAAGAGUCUCCUUCAGUGUCUGCCCUACAUCUCACAGCUGAGACUGUCCAAAGAGACUCUCCAGAAGCUGGUUGAAUGUGUCUAUGAAGCUCAGGAAGAAGAACUGACUGAAUGCUUCCUGCAGAUAGUGGAUGGAGAUCUGACCUCCUGUUCCUUGAGCUGGGAAGAGCUUCAUUAUUUCCUGCAGCACAGAAUUCAACAAAUCACUGUAGACUUCAGAAAGAGCAACAUUCAAUGCAGAAUCAGUGAAAUACUGCCAUUUCUGAACAGGGUUCAGUUUAAACGGAUGAGCUCUGCCUUCAUGCUGUGUGUAAUGACAGAGAUCUAUGAGUCCGGCUCUGCUGGGUUUGUGUUCAGUCUGUUGAGUUCAGUGAAGAACUACAUUAAUCUGCAGAGCAGAGAUCUGGACUCUGUUCACUGUGCGGCCCUGCGCUUCACACUGCAGCACUGCACUGCAGCUUCACUCAACCUGCUCUGGACCUCCAUACCAGAGGAAGAGCUGGAGAGCAUCCUGCCUCUCUUCACACAUCUCUCCCGCCUCAGUGUUGACAGGCUGCUGUUGCUGAAGAUGCUUCACUGCUGCAGUGUCUCUGAUGUCCAGCAGGAGGCAGCAGCUGUUCUACUCUCUGUCCUUCAGCACAAGCUGGACUUCUCCUGCCGCUCUGCUCUGGAUCUGACAACAAACACAGACUCCGAGCCUCUGCAUCUGACCGCUGAUGACUGCCGUGUGAUGUCCAGAGUCAUUCAAAGAGCUCAUUCAGACACAAAGACACAGCUGAUUCUGCAGGACUGUGAGAUUCAUACAGCUGGAAUGGAUCAGAUGUUCCCAGUGUUACAUUCUGUUCAGCUCUGCUGUGAUAAACCUCUGCUGCUUCAGUUUCUGGCUCAUGUGAGGCCUGAGGAAGCCCAGUCUCUUUCUGGAGCUCUGGGUGAAGAGCUGGAUCUCAGUCAGACUCAGCUGGAUCUGCAGGUCUGUAGAGGUCUGGAGCUAAUUCUGGAAUAUUCUGAAGGACUGACAGAACUGGAUCUGAGUCAGUGCCGUCUCAUCGAUCACAGUCUGGAUCUGCUGCUCCCAAACCUCCACAAAGUGCAAAACAUUGAUUUUAGUGGCAAUAGCAUCACUGACGCUGGGGCUCAGAAAAUCUACAGUAUCGUCACUCUCAACAGUAACAUAAAGACAGUAAGGCUCUUCAACAACAGAAUUGAAUCCAGAGAGCUCUUCAGGACAGACCCCGAUUUGAGAUCUGGUGAUAAACUCUCUCUGGAAUCAACAAACAGCUGAAAUAAUGAGUAGAGGACAGCAACAAGGGCCAAGAAACCACAGUGAAGAUGGCAAGAAGGAGAUAGACAUGAAAACAACCAAAAUAAAGAGUCAAGUGCAUUUAUACCAUUGAUUAGCUGAUCUUCUCCUCUUCAUCCUAAAGAAGCAGUGUUUGACUGUCUGAACUCUAGUGUUUACUGCAAACACAACACAAGAGAGACAUUAUACUCAGGAAAUCACACUUACUUGAUUCAUGUGACUGAAAUGUUAGGCAGGAGGGUCAGAAUCACUCUUGCAGAGGUGUAAAGUACUUGAGUAAAUGUAACUAACUACUGUACUUGAGUAUCUUUUCGGAUACUUUGUAGUUGUACUGAGUAUCAAAGAGAUGAACAACUUGUACUCUCUACUUCACUACAUUUUUGAGUGAGUAUCUGUACUCUUUACUCCACUACAUUUGAAAUGAGUGUUGCAGUUACAAAUUACAUUAUGUGUGGCACCUAGCUUUUUCUGCAGCAGUUUAUUUCUGCUACAAAAGAUGUGAUUUCGCCAACUAUAGGGCACUGAAAGUACUAUAUCUUGUGCGUUUUGCCCUGACUCACUCAAGCUUGUCAACAAGGCUACUUUACAUGAAUGUGAGCUCCUUAGCAAGCAGUUGUGAAUCACAGGUGUUUUAUAAAUGAGAUGAGGACAUGACUGUAGCUGGCAAUGAGGCCGAAACCAGCACAUCCAGUGCAAGAAGACUUUGACUUUUUAAUUUCAUUUUUUCUUUAUUUGUAUUUAUUUGCAAUUUUGAGGUGUUUGGUUUUAUUAAAUAAA
Molecule: messenger RNA, 9801 nt
Organism: Onychostoma macrolepis
Lineage: Eukaryota; Metazoa; Chordata; Actinopteri; Cypriniformes; Cyprinidae
Exons: 22
Coding region: 664-9006 (2780 amino acids)
Biological process (GO): regulation of apoptotic process
Molecular function (GO): ATP hydrolysis activity
Source: RefSeq, a predicted model, not a curated record